Messenger RNA from Trifolium pratense (red clover), 1769 nucleotides. RefSeq names its product tRNA-specific adenosine deaminase TAD3-like. Lineage: Eukaryota; Viridiplantae; Streptophyta; Magnoliopsida; Fabales; Fabaceae. The record is from RefSeq and is a predicted model, not a curated record. Gene Ontology annotation, biological process: tRNA wobble adenosine to inosine editing. The transcript has 9 exons. Bases 186 to 1496 code for a protein of 436 amino acids. Gene Ontology annotation, molecular function: tRNA-specific adenosine-34 deaminase activity. Gene Ontology annotation, cellular component: nucleus; cytoplasm.
GACGCAAAAAUAAUAACUUUAUGGGAUGCAGAUUAUCCGCAUUCUGCCGUUGUUAGUUCCCUUUUCUCCAUCACCGCCGAUCAUACAACACCGUUUCCACUCCCGUCGCCACCGUACCGGAACAUUAACGGUCCCCUAGCGGCAUUCUCCAUUGCGGUUUUCUUCACAGCACCGUCGCUACGAGAAUGACAAACAGCCAGUUGAUAGUGCACAUCCCCGACGAACCACCGCACGACCUUCACCAUCAACCUACUGUUACCGUUUUUGCUUCAUUCAUCAACCCAAAGCAUGCCAACCAAAUUGUUAGGCGUUUGAAUCAAAUAGCACCACUUGAAGGUCUCCGUCAUGUGAAACGAAUUAGGAAGAAAGUUCUAGAAGAAGGAGGACAAAUAGAGCUAUCAGUGGUUUUGUGCUUGGCCUAUGAAGGUGACAAUCAAUUGGAUGCUGUGCCACCUCAUCUCCAGGAGUUCAUAAGUUCCUAUCAGUUGAGUCCUUUUAUUACAAAAGUCUGCAAAUAUGAAGCAAUAUCAAAAGAGGAGUGGCAAGAGCAAUGCAAGUUUUGGCCAACAUCAUAUCACCCAAGAACUUACAGCAUCGAUGGCAUUACUGGAUUUAGCGAGGAGGACUCACAAUCAGUAUUGAAGUUUAUGCAGUCUGCAGUAGAGUUGGCAACUUCUGGUGGCUCGGUAGUCAAUGCUGCGGUGAUAGUGGAUCCUUCAGCCAAGCAAAUAAUUUCAACUGCACGUGAUCAGGUUUUUGCUUGGAAUACUUGCAAAGAUGACAGCUGCUGUAAUAAACCAGAUUUACUUAGUUCCCAUCCUAUUGCCAAUAGCUUGGAUCCCCAGAAACCGUUGCAUUUAAGAAGUUCCUGCAAUCAUCUCAAACAAUCAUAUACAGGUGUUGCUUGUCUCUGUCCUUGGCAGUGGGCUGAGCAGCAAUCAAAUUCACAGAGUUCAUACUAUUGCCAUCCUUUGCGACAUGCUGCCAUUGUAGCUAUAGAAUCAUCUGCUGCCAGGGAUAGACGUCUUUUUCCCAACGACGAGGGCAGUAAAGAAAAAUAUUUGGAAUUGGAUCAUGAAAGUCCUUGUUCAAGCUCUCCUUCAAAGAGACAGAAAACUGUCGGGGCAACUGUUGAGGAUGAUGGCAAAUUGAAUGCUCAGAGUCAAACAUCCAAUCAGGUUGAGGACAAUGAUAAAUUGAACCCUCAUAGUCAAACAGAAUCUAAUCUGCUAUCAGCACGACCUUACUUAUGUACUGGUUACGACAUAUAUCUUGUUUGGGAACCUUGCACAAUGUGUGCCAUGGCCCUUGUCCAUCAGAGAAUUAGGCGGAUAUUUUAUGCUUUUCCAAACCCUAAAACAGGUGCCUUGGGCAGCGUUUACAGAUUACAGGGAGAAAAAAGCUUAAAUCAUCAUUAUGCUGUUUUCAGAGUUUUGUUACCUGAAGAAGCCCUCCAUAAUCGGUCAGCUGCAGAAACUGAAGAAACUGGCAUAUGACUAUGUUAAGUAGCAGAUGUAGCUUCUUAAAAUUCAAGUGUGGAUGAAGAAGUAUUUUAGCUGUGGAGACUGUUUAUUUAUUAGUGAAUAUUGAAUGUUUAGUGAUUAAGUAGCAGAUGUACCUUAGGAUUGACAUUUUUAUGCCUGGUUCCAAAGCAUUUUUUGUCGUUGUCAAAGAAAACAGGGUCAAAUUGACACUUGUUUUGUUGUACACGAAUAUGUAUUCAAAUUUUGCAUGUCGAAGUUAGCUAAUGUAAUGCAUUUUUCUGAAAA